Molecule: messenger RNA, 2758 nt
Organism: Suricata suricatta (meerkat)
Lineage: Eukaryota; Metazoa; Chordata; Mammalia; Carnivora; Herpestidae
Gene: TGM1
Product: transglutaminase 1
Exons: 15
Coding region: 135-2603 (822 amino acids)
Biological process (GO): peptide cross-linking
Molecular function (GO): protein-glutamine gamma-glutamyltransferase activity
Source: RefSeq, a predicted model, not a curated record
CCCACACCUUCCACUCGUGCCGCGUCGGCCGUCCCGUCCCAGCAGUCGCGACCUGUCCAAGCCCGGCUGCCGGACUCAGCGCUGCUGUCGCCAACACCGCGGCGAGGUGAGGCGCCAGCGGGCCCCAGCAAGACAUGAUGGACGGUCCUCGUUCAGAUGUGGGCCGCUGGGGCGGGAACGCCUGGCAGCCCCCCACCACACCUUCACCAGAGCCAGAGCCAGAGCCAGACAGACGGUCUCGUCGAGGAGGCCGUUCCUUCUGGGCUCGCUGCUGUGGCUGCUGCUCAUGCCGAAAUGAAACGGAUGCUGACUGGGGACCUGAGCCCCAUGGAGACCGAGGGUCUGGUUCCAGGGGUCGAGGGUCUAGCUCUGGGGGUCGAAGACCAGACUCCCGGGGCUCAGAUUCCCGCCGGCCUGGCUCCCGGGCCAGUGGUGGUGUGAAUGCAGCUGGAGACGGCACCAUCAGAGAGGGCAUGCUGGUAGUGACCGGUGUGGAUCUGCUGAGUUCACGCUCGGACCGGAAUCGCCGAGAGCACCACACAGAUGAGUUUGAGUAUGAUGAGCUGAUUUUACGCCGGGGGCAGCCUUUUGAAAUGGUCCUCCACCUCUCUCGGCCCUAUGAGUCCUCUGAUCAUGUCGCCCUGGAGCUGCUUAUCGGAAACAACCCCGAGGUGGGGAAGGGCACACAUGUGAUCAUCCCAGUGGGAAAGGGGGGCAGUGGAGGCUGGAAAGCCCAGGUGACCAAGGCCAGCGGGCAGAAUCUGAACCUACGUGUCCACACUUCUCCCAAUGCCAUCAUCGGCAAGUUUCAAUUCACGGUCCGCACACGUUCAGAGGCUGGCGAGUUCCAGUUGCCUUUUGACCCCCACAAUGAGAUCUACAUCCUCUUCAAUCCAUGGUGUCCAGAGGACAUUGUGUACGUGGAGCAUGAGGACUGGCGACAGGAGUACGUGCUUAAUGAAUCUGGGAGAAUUUACUAUGGGACCGAAGCACAGAUUGGCGAGCGGACUUGGAACUACGGACAGUUUGACCAUGGAGUGCUGGAUGCCUGCCUGUACAUCCUGGACCGGCGGGGCAUGCCAUACGGAGGCCGUGGGGACCCAGUCAGUGUCUCCCGGGUCAUCUCUGCCAUGGUGAACUCCUUGGAUGACAAUGGGGUCCUAAUUGGAAACUGGUCUGGUGAUUACUCUCGAGGCACCAACCCUUCGGCUUGGGUGGGCAGCGUGGAGAUCCUACUCAGCUACCUACGCACUGGCUAUUCUGUCCCCUAUGGCCAGUGCUGGGUCUUUGCCGGUGUGACCACAACAGUGCUGCGCUGCUUGGGCCUGGCUACCCGCACUGUCACCAACUUCAACUCGGCACAUGACACAGACACAUCCCUCACCAUGGACAUCUACUUUGACGAGAAUAUGAAGCCUCUUGAGCACCUCAACCAUGAUUCUGUUUGGAACUUCCACGUGUGGAACGACUGCUGGAUGAAGAGGCCAGAUCUGCCCUCUGGCUUUGGUGGGUGGCAGGUGGUGGACGCCACGCCCCAGGAAACCAGCAGUGGCAUCUUCUGUUGCGGCCCCUGCUCUGUGGAGUCCAUCAAGAAUGGCCUGGUCUACAUGAAGUACGACACGCCCUUCAUUUUUGCCGAGGUCAACAGUGACAAAGUUUACUGGCAGCGACAGGAUGACGGCAGUUUUAAGAUCGUGUAUGUGGAAGAGAAGGCCAUUGGCACGCUCAUCAUAACAAAGGCCAUUGGAUCCAACAUGCGAGAUGAUGUCACCCACAUUUAUAAACACCCAGAAGGCUCGGAAGCAGAGCGCAAAGCAGUGGAGACAGCAGCAUCCCACGGCAGCAAACCCAAUGUAUACUCCACCCGAGACUCGGCCGAGGAUGUGGCGAUGCAGGUGGAGGCACAGGACGCAGUGAUGGGGCAGGACCUGACCGUCUGCGUGGUGUUGACCAAUCGUGGCGGCAGUCGCCGAACAGUGAAGCUGCACCUCUACCUCUCAGUCACCUUCUACACCGGUGUCACCGGGUCUGUCUUCAAGGAGAGCAAGAAAGAAGUGGUACUGGCGCCAGGGGCCUCGGAACGCGUGUCCAUGCCCGUGGCCUACAAGGAAUACCGGCCCCACCUCGUAGACCAGGGGUCCAUGCUGCUCAACGUCUCGGGCCAUGUCAAAGAGAAUGGGCAGGUGCUGGCCAAGCAGCACACCUUCCGUCUGCGCACCCCAGACCUUUCCCUCACGUUAUUGGGGGCAGCCGUGGUUGGCCAGGAGUGCGAAGUACAGAUUGUCUUCAAGAACCCCCUGCCUGUCACCCUCACCAACGUCGUCUUCCGGCUUGAGGGCUCCGGGCUACAGAGACCUAAGAUCCUCAAUGUGGGGGACAUUGGGGGCAACGAGACAGUGACGCUACACCAGAAGUUUGUGCCGGUGCGACCAGGCCCCCGCCAGCUCAUUGCCAGCUUGGACAGCCCCCAGCUCUCCCAGGUGCAUGGUGUCAUCCAGGUGGACGUAGCUCCGGCCCCUGGGGGCGGAGGCUUCUUCUCAGAUGCUGGAGGCGACAGUCACUCAGGAGAGACCAUCCCCAUGGCAUCUCGAGGUGGGGCUUAACCCCUGGCCAGGAGCAAGGGGACUGGAGUCAAAGGAGCAAGGACAUUGUUGCCUCAGGUCAGGGGCCCACUGCGGAGCUGCUCUCCAGAUGCUCAGGUGGGGAGGUUAGGGCACCUGGGGAGGGGGCCACUCGUCACAUGCAUGGGGCAGCACAG